AUCGACUACGACCAGGUGGAGCCUUUCCCCGAGCUGGGGCCCAAAACGAUCUCCGAGAAGGCCGCUAUCAAGUUCAAACCAACUCUGUUCAUCAAGGACGGAUGUCACCCUUACGCUGCAGUGAACGCUGCCGGUGACACGAGCGGAGGCUUGGACCCGAAGGCGUCCGACGAUGAAUGCAAGGGGUCGACGUUGGGUUCGCAAGUUUACAGCCGCUCUACGUGGUACCGCAACACCUGGGCCACCAUGUACGCCUGGUACUUCCCCAAGGACACAAAUCUCUAUCUGCGAGGCGUACGUCACGACUGGGUUAGCGCUAUCGUGUGGCUCGACAACCCGGCGCUGGCGAAUCAAACGCUGAUCGGUGUCUCGUUCUCGAGUGGUGGGGCCUCGUACGGGGGGUUUCACCUUGAUCGAAGCAGAAUGUGGGAUGGCUAUGUGGACGGCACACACCCCAAGAUGGAGUACUCUGCAGCCGACACGAGGAGCGGGUACCACACGAUCGAUGCGUCGGAGGACGUGGGCGACUUCCAAGACCUUAUUCACUGGUCGCAACUGACGGAGGAAGCGCGCAAUGCCUUGGAGACUGGCGACUUCGGCUCGGAUACCCCCGUCCCUUUCAACAAUGCCAACUUCAAGAAGAACCUGGAGCGGGGCUUU
Molecule: messenger RNA, 660 nt
Organism: Phytophthora sojae
Lineage: Eukaryota; Oomycota; Peronosporomycetes; Peronosporales; Peronosporaceae
Product: necrosis inducing-like protein NPP1 type
Exons: 1
Source: RefSeq, a predicted model, not a curated record